CAUACAUCUGUUUCGAGGCACGGGUAUUUUGGGCUCACUUUGUCUGUCGGUGCAGAAGCAGGCAGAGCCGGACGGUGUGCUGCUGUUGAUUCCGUGUGUGCUGUGGUUGCUGCUGCUGUUCUCCUGCUAUCAACCCUAUAGAGGCACAGGCGAGAAGACAGAGACGUCUUAACUCUCCAUCACUUGGAUUAGUUAUCGCCGUUGAACGGAAGUUGCAGCCAUGUAUGACGCGGAGUACGAGCAGGGCCCGUAUGGCGGCGAGGAGGGCGAGGAGGAAAUGCCGGAUACAGAGAGAGAACUCGCCGAGGACGCGGCCUGGAAGAAAAUCCAGCAGAACACGUUCACACGAUGGGCCAACGAACAUCUGAAGCAUGCCAACAUGACCGUCACGGACCUGUCGACCGAGUUGAACAACGGAUUAAAGCUGAUCUCUCUGGUCGAAGUGCUAAGUCAGAAACGUAUGCCAAAGCACAACAAGCGACCCAACUUCCGGUCACAGAAACUAGAGAACAUAUCAGUGGCGCUGAAGUUUCUCGAAGGAGAGGGAAUCAAGAUUGUUAACAUCGAUAGUACAGACAUUGUUGAGGGAAAGGUGAAACUGAUCUUGGGACUAAUAUGGAUGCUCAUUCUCCAUUACUCUAUCUCCAUGCCCAUGUGGGAGGACGAAGAGGGAGCUCCGUGGGAGGCGCCGGCCACUCAGCAGACGCCGAAGCAGAGGCUUCUGGGAUGGAUUCAGAGCAAGGUGCCGGACCUUCCGAUCAACAAUUUCACGACAGACUGGAACGAUGGCAAGGCAGUCGGUGCCCUCGUGGACGGAAUCGCUCCAGGUCUGUGUCCUGACUGGAAGAACUGGGAUCCAAAGAACAAGAAGCCAAACUGCACUGAUGCGAUGCAGCUCGCUGACGAUUGGCUGGGCAUCCCGCAGCUGAUCGACCCAGCAGACGUGUCCAACCCCAAGGUUGAUGAGCUGUCAAUGAUGACAUACCUGUCACAGUUCCCUCAUGCCAAGCUGAAGCCAGGCGCCCCCUUGCGGACGAAGACAGACCCUAGCAAGGUGAAGGCCUACGGUCCAGGCAUCGAGCCCAAGGGAAACCACUCCAUGGCUACCACCAAGUUCACCGUCGAGACGUUCGCCGCCGGCGCGGGCAAGAUCACCGUCACCAUCACCAACCCCAGUGGCAAGGCAGAGCCGUGUCAUACUUCUGGUAAGGGUAAGGUUGACGUCAUCAUCCUCGAUCCCAAGGGACAGAAGAACACGACGCCGGUGAAGCUAACAGACCAGGGAGACGGAACCUACCUCGCGGAGUACAAGUCCAUGCAGGUCGGACUCCACUCCAUUAACGUGUUCUUCGCUGGCAAACCCGUGCCGGGAAGUCCGUUCGGAGUUAGCAUCGCACCGUUAAGUGAUCCAAAGAAGGUUCGUGCGGUGGGUCGCGGCCUGCAGAAGAAGGGAGUGCGUGUGAAGGACGUGGCGACCUUCACCGUCUACACGACUGGAGCAGGAGAAGGUCCCCUUAACAUACGCAUCAUCGGACCAGGUGGCAGUGAGGAGCACUGCAGUGUGAUAGACAACCUGGAUGGCACCUACUCAUGCAGCUAUCAGCCCCUGUCCGAGGGACGGCUCAUUGUACAGAUCACGUGGGGAGGACAGGAGAUACCGAAGAGCCCAUACGAGAUCAACGUUGGAAAGUUCCUGGAAUCCCGCGUUGUCGCCUACGGACCCGGACUGGAGGGAGGAAUGGUCGGACACUCCGCUAACUUCACCGUGGAAACGAACGGAGAAACCGGCGCCCUUGGAGGAGGUAAGAGAGGGAGGAGGAGGACCGCUUCCCCUGCAUCCCUCGCCGCCGCAUUCCUGGCCGCUCACCGCGAUCCAUUUACACACGCAGCUGCCGUCGUGAAGCAGACGAAGACGUUCAAGGUCAUCACCACGGAGACGAUCACCAAGGAGACGAUGACGACGACGUCGAUAACGACGACGAUCACGACUCCCAAGGGCAAGAAGGUCAGCAAGAAGGUGAAGAGGACACCCGAGGGAUUCGUCGUCGAGUUCCUCCCCGAGGAGCUCGGCGAAUACGUCGUCGAGAUCGCCAUCAAUGGCGUCACCUUGCCGACGAGUCCACACAAGGUCAAGGUCGAGCGCGCCGGCCCCCAGGAGGCACCGAUCGCGGCGCCGCAGAAGGCCGCCCCCGUCGAGGCCGCCCCUGUACCGCAGCCGAAGAAGGUGGCGCCGGUGAAGGGCGCCCCGGGCGGCCCCAAGGGGGCGCCGGCAGCACCAGGGGCGCCGGCGGCACCAGGGGCUCCCGACCCGAGCAAGGUGCGAGCAUGGGGACCCGGCUUGGAGCACAGUCCCGUCAACCAGCCGGCGGUGUUCACGAUCGACACACGCGGUGCGGGGCCAGGGGGCGUCGGCGUCACCGUAGAGGGUCCGUCGGAGACGCCCAUAGCAACGCGUGACAACGGUGACGGCACCUGUAACAUCAGCUACGUACCGACGGCCGUCGGCGACUACGCGGUCAACGUGUUGUUCGCUGACCAGCCGAUCACCGGCUCACCGUUCCACGCUCACAUCACGCCCCUCGACGUCAGCCAGGUCAAGGUCACGGGGUCGGGAGUGCAGCCGGAUGGUGUGUUCCUGGAUUCCACUACGGAGUUUGUGGUCAACGCUCAGCCAAUCGCUCCCACGGGUCAGGGCAAGGUCAAGGCCACCGUCGUCAGUCCGCAGGGAGUGAAGACAGACGCACCCGUGAAGAACAACAACGACGGAACAUACGUCUCGUCCUACACACCCUUCCAACCAGGACCGCACAAGGUUGACGUGACGUAUGAGAACGUCCCGGUCCCCGGCAGUCCGUUCAACGUCAACGUUGUCCCCGGCAACGACCCAAACCGCUGCCGUGCGUUUGGUCCCGGACUGCAGAACGGCGUCACCGACGUUCCCGCUCUGUUCACCGUGGAAACGAAGGGUGCAGGCGCAGGAGGCCUGGGUCUGGCCAUUGAGGGUCCGUCGGAAGCCAAGAUGACGUGCAAGGACAACAGGGAUGGAAGCUGCUCUGUAGAAUACCUUCCCACAGAGCCGGGAGACUACGAUGUGUCCAUCAAGUUUGCUGAACAACACAUCCCAGGAAGUCCGUUCCACGUGCACGUGACGGACACGGUGGAUGCUACGAAGGUUCGUGCGUACGGACCGGGGCUGGAGCCGAGGAAUUGCCGUGCCGGAAUCCCUGUCUCGUUCAAGGUCGACUCAAGGAACACGGGCAAGGCUCCCCUCAACGUGCAAGUCACGUCCGAUAGAGGACCCGUCCCGCAGCCACAGGUCACCGACUGCGGCGAUGGAACCCACGACGUCACCUACAUGGUGCCGACGACAGAGGGCGCCACUGUCGAUGUCAACCUCAACUACGGCGGACAGAACGUUCCAGGAAGGUCUGUGUACCUGAGUGAACCCAGCAACCCGGCAGCAGUGAAGGUGCAUGGCCCCGGCAUCGAGAAGGGAGUGACCACCAACCACCCGACACACUUCACCGUCGACUGCACCAAGGCUGGACCAGGCGACGUUCAGAUCGCGCUGACCAACGACAAGGGUCAGGACGUCCCGAUCGACAUCCACGACAACAGCAACGGCACCUUCACGAUCGCGUACAAGCCGGCCGCCGUGGGUCCGCACACCGUAGCUGUCCUGUUCGCGGGCCAGGAGGUCCCGCACAGCCCCUACAAGGUUCACGUCAACCCAAGCUUCGACGUCAGCAAGAUCCACGUCGAGGGACUCGACACACGCUUUGCCAUUGAGGGACCGUCCCAGGCUCGCAUCGAAUGCCACGACAACGGCGACGGCUCGGCUGACGUUAAAUACUGGCCGACGGCCCCCGGCGACUACUUUGUUCACGUUCUGUGUAGCGAGCAGGACAUUCCUAACAGCCCCUACCAUGUCAAGAUCUUCCCCAAGGAUGACAGCGUGCACCCAGAGAACGCCCCCAACGGCGAGCCCUGCAAGGCCUCCAUCGUGGACAACCAGGACGGCACCUACAAGGUGGACUACCUCGCAGAGGACGUCGGUCGCUACACGAUCGACGUGAAGUACGGAGGCAGACCCGUCCCCGGCGGUCCCUUCACCACCGACGUCGUGCCCAGCGGCGACGCCAGCAAGGUCAAGUUCAGAGAGCCGAUGCCCAGUGUCGUUGCCGUGGACGAGGAGUACAUUGUUACCUUGGAUACGGCUAACGCCGGCAACGGUAACAUCACGUGUCGCGUGCGCAGCACGAGCGGCAAGGGCGACGUAGACAUAGACAUCCAAGACAACGGCGACGGAACGAUGAGCGUCUUCUACAGACUUAAGGAGCAGGAUCAAUACAGCAUCAACAUUAAGUUUGGCGGCCAACCCGUGCCGGAGGGAGAUUUCACCGUCACCGCCAGCCGCGAGGAGGUUGUCACUCAGGAGAAGAUCGAGACAGUGCGUCAGACCGCCACUAAGAAGUACAGACAGGUGCAACUGGAGAAGAUUCCGAUAGCAAAUGGCCCCCUCACGGGCAGUGUGACAGGUGAGAUAACGACACCAUCUGGACAGAAGGACAUCCCGCGUCUGCAUGACAACAAGGAUGGCACCGUGACGGCUAUGUACCAGCCGAUCGAGGCGGGACUCCACGAGCUAGCCAUCCGCUACGACGGAUACCCCGUACAGGGCAGCCCGUUCCAGUUCCACGUUGACAACAUCACGUCAGGCAACGUGACGGCUUACGGUCCCGGUCUGAUGCACGGCGUCGCCGGUGAACCCGCGACCUUCACCAUCGUCACCAAGGACGCCGGCGCCGGAGAAUACAACGUGAGCAUCAAGUUCAACGACGUGCACAUCCCCGAUUCUCCCUUCAAGGUCAACAUCGCUCCCACCGUCGGUGAGGCCCGGCGUCUAGAGGUCGGCUCUAUGCAAGACACCGUCAAGGUAAACACUCCGGCGGCGUUCACCGUUAACUUCCAUGGAGCCAAGGGUGACCUUGAUGCCAAGGUCAUCUCUCCCUCUGGUGCCGAGGACAAGGCGUUCAUCGACCAGGUUGACAAAGAAUCGUACGCGAUCCGCUUCGUUCCGCGUGAGAACGGCGUUCACUACGUUCACGUUACCCUGAACGGCAUUCACAUCCGCGGCUCUCCGUUCCGUGUGCUGGUAGGCGAGGAGGGCCAGGGUGAUCCUGGCAGGGUCAGGGUCUACGGAGAAGGCCUCACCCACGGCAACACAGGUAGUCCGUUCACGGUGAAGGUAGACGGUGAAGGAGCGAACACACAGAUGGAGCGGAUUAUCCGUCGCACUGAGACGGCCUCCGUCACUAACAUCGGCAGCGAGUGCGAACUCAACCUCAAGAUACCCGAUACGAACCCUAACGAGAUGAUGGCACACGUGACGAGUCCGACCGGUCGUACGGAGAGCUGCACAGUGCAGCAGGUCGCUGACAACAAAUACGGAGUCAAGUUUGUGCCGAAGGAGAUGGGAGUUCACACGGUCAGCGUGAAACACAGGGGCAUGCACAUACCAGGCAGUCCGUUCCAGUUUACUGUAGGCGCUGCAGGAUGGUGGUCACACAAGGUUAGAGCUGGACGUCCCGGUCUGGAGAGAGGGAGAGGAGAAGGUCGUAAGAAGGCUCAGCUCUCCAUCGGCACGUCGAGCGAGGUUUCGCUGAAGGUGGAUGAGUCGGACGUGCGCACGCUGUCUGCAACCAUCCGCAGCCCCUCAGGCAUCGAGGAACCCUGCUUCCUGAAGAGACUCGCCAACGGUCACCUAGGUAUCUCCUUCACGCCUCACGAGAUGGGAGAACACCUAGUGAGCGUGAAGAGAAACGGCAUGCACAUCCCCAACAGCCCCUUCAAGGUCAACGUGGGUCAGAAGGAGAUUGGCGAUGCCAACAAGGUCAAGGUUCACGGCCCGGGCCUGCAGCAUGGCGUCACGCACACACUCAAUGAGUUCACCGUCGACACUAAGGAUGCUGGUUACGGCGGACUGUCGCUGUCGAUCGAGGGACCCAGCAAGGCGGACAUUGACUGUAGAGACAACGAGGAUGGCACCUGUAACGUCACCUACAAGCCGACCGAACCGGGAACCUACGUCGUCAACGUCAAGUUUGCCGACCAGAACGUCCCAGGUAGUCCGUUCACGGUGAAGGUGAUGGCUGAAGGACGCAAACACAACAGAUGGAAAUCGUACAGCGAUCCGCUCGUUCCGCGUUGGAGAACGGCGUUCACUACGUUCACGUUACCUGAACGGCUUCACAUCGCGCUCUGGCCGUUCGCCGCGUGCGGUGGGAGGCAGGGCCAGGCCGGUAUCCUGGCAGGGUCGGGGUCUACGGAGAAGGCCUCACCCACGGCAACACAGAGUAAUCAGUCAUGCAUAGCAACGCAGGUGGCGCAGGAGGAAACGCACAGAUGUGUGCGCAGGGCCGGCGGCGACAUCGAGGAGCAGUCUAGCAUGGUUGUUGAGACCGUUACCAAGACGACGACGACGCAGAAGUUUUCGUCUGCUCUGCCGACGGCUCCGUCCGACGCCAGCAAGGUGACGUCUCAGGGCAUGGGACUACAGAAGGCCUUCCUGCACAAGCAGAACACGUUCACUGUCAACGCAACGCAGGCCGGCAACAACAUGCUGAUGGUGGGAGUGUUUGGUCCGCGCGUUCCCUGUGAGGAGAUCGUUGUGCGACACACGACCCGCCAGCAAUACACCGUCAACUACGUUGUCAAGGAGAAGGGAGAAUACGUGCUAGUCGUCAAGUGGGGCGACGACCACAUUCCCGGCAGCCCCUACCACGUGUCCGUCUAAACGCACGCGAGCGAGCGAGCGAGAGAGAGAGCGCCCUCUGACGGCAACGACUUUCUCGCGACGCCGUAAUUUGAUUAGACUGCGUGAGGUUAGAGGGCGCCGGUUGCCACCCGCGCGCACUUUGCCUACCGACGCUGUAAACCCCGGGAUCGCCAUCUUACCUACGGAAUGUGUCUGGCGCCAUGCUGCAGAUCCUUGGUUAAAGCGUUGCUGCCGUCGUCUGAAAAAAUUUGGCAACUGUGUAUUGUAUGUCCGUGCAGCAGAAUAACGAUUGAAGGGUGGAUUCGUUUUUUACUUAUCAAAGUACCGUCUACAUCGCUGUUCUUAGAGUAACGAAAUUAUUUUACCGCUUCUUGUCAGAUCAGGAAAUUAGGACUUGCUCACUUUGCCGAAGUUUUUUUUAACCCACAAUUAUAUUUUCUAUGAGUUGACACUGUUUAUAGGUAACUUGUAAUCGUGCAUGUCUGUGUUGAAGAAAGGUGAAGAAAUGUGAAAAUAUUCUCAGUAUAGAAUCUCUAAAAUUUUAUUCUAAGUCUGUUUUAGCAGCAAUUUUUAAUAUCAGCUCCUCAUUGCUAUCACAUCAUUUGGUGUGUACUCUCUACUGCUGCAGGUAUGUAUGGGAAAAAUUUCAAGGAUUUUAUUUUGUCUUUAUCAUAUGCUUAGUUUUACCUAGUAUUGUUACUCCCUCUGUGUGUUUUGCUUCUUUGAAAAUUAUAUGUAUACAUUGAGUAAUGUCCAAGGGUUACACAAGUGUAUUGUAAUAGUGCCUUGAGAGGGUUUCUCAUUCAAUACUCUUUUGUAAGAUGGUGCUAAAUUGCUUGCCUUGUGUGGUGUUAAAAACAUCUGUGUCAAAAUUCAACUAACAAAGCAGCAUUUAAGUGGAGAUGUGCGCAAUGAAUUGUAGAUUGUUAGUAGUGGACUGGUGUUGGAAAUUAAAGCAUGGCAUGAGAAACGAUAAAAAAACAUUGUUAAGAAGUAUUUAAGACAAGAUCAGCUAUUUAUAUUCUUCUAUAUAUGGGAUAUGGUAUAUCAGAAAUUUUAAUAAAGUUUAAAAAUCGA
Messenger RNA from Priapulus caudatus, 7855 nucleotides. RefSeq names its product filamin-A-like. NCBI's taxonomy places the organism in Eukaryota, Metazoa, Priapulida, Priapulimorpha, Priapulimorphida, Priapulidae. The record is from RefSeq and is a predicted model, not a curated record. Gene Ontology annotation, molecular function: actin filament binding. Gene Ontology annotation, biological process: actin cytoskeleton organization.